AUGGCAGAAGUAGAAGAUCCAGGAUAUGAAAGUAGCGAUGAUCUAGGCGAGGAAACGUCUGGAGACAUCGGUCUCAGUACACCAAAGCUUCAAGCAUUUUCAAAUCUGGGAGAGUUUGAGGUCUGGGUUCCGCAGACAAAUAUGGAUGCGGAUUCUGAAGAUGAUGAGGAUGAGGAUGAUGGCUUGGGAGAAGAGGAACGAGCGUCCUACACUACAGCGAGUAACUUUGAAGAGUCGACUGAGAACUUCACGAGAACUAUGCGGGAUAAGAAUCCGAGAGUCAAGGUUACGUAUAGACGGUUUCCAGACAAGAGGGCUAUGAAGAAGUGCUGGUUCGACCAUUCAUAG
Pyrenophora tritici-repentis Pt-1C-BFP is the source of this 348-nucleotide messenger RNA. The record is from RefSeq and is a predicted model, not a curated record. Lineage: Eukaryota; Fungi; Ascomycota; Dothideomycetes; Pleosporales; Pleosporaceae.